This is a messenger RNA of Spodoptera frugiperda (fall armyworm), 8155 nucleotides long. It is a transcript of the gene Pkc53E, whose product is annotated as protein kinase C, brain isozyme. The transcript has 13 exons. Gene Ontology annotation, molecular function: diacylglycerol-dependent serine/threonine kinase activity; zinc ion binding; ATP binding. Gene Ontology annotation, biological process: protein phosphorylation. The coding region runs from base 135 to 2144 and encodes 669 amino acids. The record is from RefSeq and is a predicted model, not a curated record. NCBI's taxonomy places the organism in Eukaryota, Metazoa, Arthropoda, Insecta, Lepidoptera, Noctuidae.
CUUGAAUCUGACAAAUCGCGAUGACGUUCCGUUGAGAGCGGUGGUUCGUUCGGGUGGACCGCGCUCUCAGGCGAUUAUUUGUGAGAUAAUUAUUAUUUCCGAGUUAACCGGCGCCCUAGCGACCGCGGGUAGCCAUGGCGGACGAGGAGAAUAAUUGUGAUGACGGUGGUGGUGAAUAUAAAGCGGGGCAGGCGUUCCGUUUGCGGGGCCGCAAGGGUGCGCUCAAAAAGAAGAAUGUUUAUCUGAUAAAAGACCAUAAGUUCAUGCCGAGGUUCUUCAAGCAGCCCACCUUCUGCUCCCACUGCAAGGACUUUAUAUGGGGUUUUGGCAAACAAGGAUACCAGUGUCAAGUGUGCAGCUUUGUGGUCCACAAAAGAUGCCACGAGUAUGUGACGUUCACCUGCCCAGGCGCAGACAAGGGCGCGGAUUCCGACGAUACACGCACGAAGCACAACUUCCGCAGCUGCACAUACUCGUCCCCGACGUUCUGCGACCACUGUGGCUCCCUCCUGUACGGCCUCAUCCACCAGGGCCUCAAGUGUCAAGCAUGCGACAUGAACGUCCACAAACGUUGCGAGGAGUCGGUGCCGAACCUGUGCGGCUGCGACCACACCGAGCGGCGCGGGCGCAUCCAGCUCACCGUGUCUUGCCAGGGGAACAAGCUUACUGUUGUGGUGAUACAAGGCCGCAACCUGAUCCCGAUGGACCCCAACGGUCUGUCGGACCCCUACGUCAAGAUGAAGCUCAUCCCGGAUUCGGAUAAUGUGAAGAAAAAAACCAAAACCAUGAGGAGCACUCUCAACCCUGUGUGGAAUGAGACCCUGACUUUUGACCUCAAGCCUGAAGAUAAGGACCGAAGGCUGCUGAUUGAGAUAUGGGAUUGGGAUCGCACCUCCCGCAACGAUUUCAUGGGAUCUCUGUCCUUCGGGAUCUCCGAGCUGAUGAAGGCGCCAGCUGACGGCUGGUUCAAGCUGCUGACUCAGGAAGAAGGUGAAUUCUACAACGUGCCGGUACCUGAGGAGGGCACUGACCUCGCUCAGCUGAAGAAUCAGAUGAGAGCGACCAGUGUCGGGGCCCGUAGACCCCCACCACCGCCUGAUAGGGAGGUCCCGCAUAACAUGGCCGCCGCUGACGUCAUCAGGGCUUCUGAUUUCAACUUCAUCAUGGUCCUUGGUAAAGGAUCCUUCGGCAAGGUAAUGCUAGCCGAACGCCGCGGCACAGACGAGCUGUAUGCCAUCAAGAUCCUGAAGAAGGACAUCAUCAUCCAGGACGAUGACGUGGAGUGCACCAUGGUGGAGAAGAGGGUGCUGGCUCUCAGCAGCAAGCCGCCUUUCUUGGUGCAACUGCAUUCUUGCUUCCAGACUAUGGAUCGUCUGUACUUCGUGAUGGAGUACGUCAACGGCGGAGACUUGAUGUUCCAGAUCCAGCAGUGCGGGAAAUUCAAAGAGCCCGUGGCCGUGUUCUACGCCUCAGAAAUAGCGAUCGGUCUCUUCUUCCUGCACUCCCGUGGCAUCGUGUACCGCGACCUUAAACUGGACAACGUACUCCUGGACCAAGACGGCCACAUCAAGAUCGCUGACUUCGGCAUGUGCAAGGAAGGGAUCACCGGCGACAAAACUACCAAGACCUUCUGCGGUACCCCAGAUUAUAUCGCACCAGAGAUCAUUUUAUACCAGCCGUAUGGAAAGUCCGUUGAUUGGUGGGCCUAUGGCGUGCUGUUGUAUGAGAUGCUGGUCGGACAGCCGCCGUUUGAUGGUGAAGAUGAGGAGGAACUGUUCGCUGCUAUUACUGAUAACAGCGUGUCUUAUCCCAAGACGCUGAGUAAGGAAGCCAAAGACGCGUGCAAAGCGUUCCUCACAAAGAACCCGCAGAAGCGACUGGGCUGCAACGCUCGCGGCGAGGAGGACGUGCGCACCCACCCGUUCUUCCGCCGCAUCGACUGGGCGCGCAUCGAGGCCCGCGACGUGCAACCACCGUUCAAGCCUAAAAUUAAACAUCGCAAGGACGUGUCGAACUUCGACAAGCAGUUCACGCAGGAGAAGACGGAGCUGACGCCGACGGACAAGCUGUUCAUGAUGAACCUCGACCAGACCGAGUUCAUGGGCUUCUCCUUCCUCAACCCCGAGUUCGUGCAGCACGUCUGAGCUACCACGGGUUGAAAUCUUUCCUCAUUAUUGGACUGGCUGUGUGGUGGGGCGCAGACCCUGGUACGAGUCAGCAUUUCACUCCAUCUGUCGACUGUCUCUGUCACUCAUACGGCGCGAGUCGUUCGCUGUCUCACUCUCGACUGUACAUUAAGUUCUGACGAUUUGCUAUCAUUGUAUGAUUCUUGAGGGAAUGCCACUCUAAGGCUCUUCGAAAUGACGUUUAGAUAGGAGGUAUUUGCUCAUUCCUGUUAUUUUUACUACUCUUGUUUUAGGUCGAUGAUAUUCUACAUCCAAUACGACAUGACUUAGUUUCGUUUUAAUUUUUAAUUCUUGCACUUCGAUUAUAAUAGGGUUGUUUUAAAAAUAUCAUGUUUAAAAGUAAAAUGUUCAUCAUUCGACACGUGAUACUACUAAAUACAUACUAAUCGUAACCAAUUCAAAAAUCAAGUGUGUAUGAUUAAAAAAAUAUAUCUUUAUUAGAGUUGGUCUCGUAGUAAAAUAUAUUCAUAAUAAAUUAAAAGGACUUUCAGCGCUUCAAACUAUGUGAUAUUUUUAAAGUAACCUUGUCAAUGACAACACAUAUUUGGGUUGCCAUUAAAAUUAUAUAGUAACUAAAUAGUGUUGCCAUUUCACUAUCGAAGUGUAAAAGAAUUGUUAUUGUAAGAGUAGUCAUUUGUUUAAGUAUAAUUUCUCGCAAUAAUUAAUUUAUUUAAAUGCAAUAAUAAAAUUAAAGGAAUCAGUAUGUAAUCCAACGAAUUUCUCUAAGCAAUAUUAAUUUGAGUAAAAAAGUUAUCGUUGAAUUUUUGCUCUCUAUGUAACAAUUUGGCUUUUAAUUAUUAACAUAUAUAAUUAUGAUAUUUAUUUUAUUUUUAACAUGAGAAUCAUAAUCAGAAUCUCGACACAUGGCAAUCUCUAAUAUCAUGAUCUUGGGGCCACUUGAUAUAAAAUAAAUGUUUCGUCACCACUCAGUGUUUAUACUUUCUGUCAAAAUAUACUCUAUUAGAAGUUCGUUAAAGUUUAUAAUCGCUUGGCUGUUUUGACAGAUCGCGUCUAACUGUGUGGUUGAUCGUUUUCUUUUUAAUUUUAUCACGUUAUUAUCACAUAUCAGUGUUGUUUAUAUUGUAAAUACUGUCGUGUCGUGUGGAUGCCGAUAUUGUAAGCGAUUUAAAUGUCCUAGAGCUAAAGAAACAUAUUUAGCCUACGCUAUUGUACCGAAGCGAUCGCUUGAAUAUCUUUCUAGAUCGUAUAGCCUAUUUAUAAUAAAAUUUUAGAAAAUAUUAUUAAAUAAAUUUCGCUGAAGACAUGAGUAUUGCUAACUAUCUAUUGUGAGAGUAUGGUUGUUUAAUAUUGUUAAUAUUAGAUUGGAUUUUUAUGGUAGCAGCGUAAGCUAAAUAUGUUCACUUUCUGACUCUUACCGCCGUACUCAGAGUCAUUUAAAGGUUACUUAAACCAGUCCUUAGUAUUUCGUUUCGGAACAAAAUCGUUACUAAGGAAUUCUUUAAGUAAUCAUUAAAUGUCUCUUAGUAUGGCAGUUAAAUGUAUUAAAUUAACUCAUUAUAAUUUGAAUCUCGUGUCUAUUUGCAUAGUUGAAACGUUUAGUUGUUUUCACAGAUCAUUUCACGGCGAUUUGUUUUUUUUUUGACCGCAAGAGGUCGGCUUAUUAAGUUUUUAUUGUCUAUGGUAAUACGUUAUUUGCUUUUAAGAUUUCCCACAAUAUAAUGAGUGUAUUGGAUAAUGUAUGAAUGAUCUAAUCGUGUAUCGUAUUAGCUUGACUGUUAGCUUGUAUGCGUGUGAUCUGAUGAUUGUUUACUUGUGUGCGUGAGAGAGGAAUUUCGUUUCGAUUCGAUUUGUAUCGAUAUUAUAAGAUAUUUGGACAUCACUAUAAACAAUUUAAAAGUUAACAUAAAAAAGUAUUAUUCAUGUACUUAUUCCAUUUAACAGUAAUAAAUGUGUUGAUUAUUAUUUUUAUUUUAUUGAACAGUAUUUUAUUCUAAGUUAUUUUUAAUUCAAAAUAAUUGUUAUUCUCUUAUAAUAUCGUUGCAAGUUGGCAACAGCAUUUAGCUGUCAAUAAUCGUCUACUAAAAUAGCCUUACUAACUUAAUUAAUAAUUAAUUAAUUGCUAAUUAAAAAAAUAAAUUUUAAAAAUCGUAUAUAAACUCUUGCUAGAUUAAUCGUUGUGGAAAUAAAUAUGAAAAAAGAAAGCAUUUGAUUCUAAAUUGAAAUGUAAUAAAAUGACAUUUAGGUGUUUUUUGUUUUUACUUUAUUAUUAUUAUACUUAGUGUAUUUUUAGCUUAAUUAUUAUAUUAUAAAAUUAAUUAAUUAUUAUCUUUCAAUAGUAGUUUCGAUUUGCCGCGCAUUCCCAAUGCGGUUUUGCUAAACAUAAUUAGGUGUAAUAGUAAUUUUUAAAAUUCUUUUUUGUAGUUUUAAGAUGUAUUAAUUUAAGGAUGCUGGCUUACUUUCACAUUGGUAUUGCAUUUCUGAUUAUUAGUUACAUUAAUUUCACAAACAACAGCAAUUGUCAUAUGUCAAAGUUUCCAUCGAGACGGCUAAAAUUUUUACGCUGGCAACAUUUAAAAUACAUUCUAAAUUCAAAUACAGUAAGUUGACAGUUUACUGUUUUUUUUUAUCUGUUUCUUACAAAAAUCAUUUAAGUUUAUCUACUUAAUAUCUUAAAUCUACUUAUUAUUGAUAUUAGAUGUGAAAAUAAGCCAGUAUCGUAGGUUAACAACAGCUGGAGCGGGAGACAACGUAGCGGGCGCACAUCGCGCUACUCACACCCAUCCCUGUCCCUGUAAGUACCGCCGUACGUACAGCUUGACAUACCCCGUGACCUUACAUUGUUAUAAACACUUCUAAAUCGACAUUAAUUAUACCUUACAUCUUGGUACACGUUCAAACCAACAGGCCCACUAGCUCUUUACUUAUUAUAUACUAAUAAUCUUUUGAGUAAAUACAGUCAUGUAAUUGGCCUAAAUCAAGAUUAAUAUAUUUCAUGGAACAUCCAUUUGUAUUGCCCUCUUGCAGGCUGGCCUCUAGAGGGUUGUUAAUUUGAUUACUACUUGAAUUAAGUGUACCAAAAUAUUCGCAAACACAUUAUCUAAACAUUACAAACGGUAUUAACGCCAUUUCUACUAUGGUUCCCUAUAAUUGUAGGUAUUUAAAAGUGUUUAUAUCAAUACUAAAAACUUCACAUCCCCCACCCAGCUACAUUAUUUCUUUAUAUUUAGUAUAGUUAGCGAACUUUCUCUUCAUUUCGAGUACCUAAAAAUUAAAAAAACCUAAAAGUGUGGACCAAUACCAAUAAAAAACGUUAAAGCAUUUUUACUUCUGGUAACACUGACCUUUGUUACUGUCAAUUCACAAUCACAGAUAACAAAAAUGAUUAAUUAUCUGUCAAAGAAACGUCACUCGUUUUGAUAUUCAUACCACACAGGUACUCCUAUACUUUCAUUACUUCUAACUAGUGUCUGCUAGCUUACGCCUUUAACACCCUAUUUUAUUCUGACUUGGUCAAUAAUAGUUAUAAUAUAAUAUUUAAAAAGUUUAUAAAACUUAUAGUUAUUUAUUUAUCUAACCGUUAUUAUAAGAUCUCACUUGUACAUAAGGCAUAGUUACGAUUUUAAGCCUUUGAACACGCCAUUCUGUUGCUUAAGCUGACAGAUCAAGAUAUGUCGGCGCGUGAGUGUAAUUUUAUUCACCUUCUGGUCAUAAUAUUAAGUCAUUUCCAUAUAUAAUCCGUUGAAUAAAUUCUAGCGUAAGUUUUUAAUAUUAAGAUGUAUUAUCGAGUUUCCGAACCUGUAAUAGGCUUGCUUUAUAUGCUUGGACAUUAUUUUUAGUGAAGUGACGUUUAUAGAUUUUCGAAACUAAAUUAUUCAACUCUACUACGACGAUACUCAAACGAUACUCAACUUUAAGUAGUCUUCACAAGUCUUAAAAUACUCCAUUAAAGAACAGAGGCUUAAUGAGGUAUUAAAAUACAGCUUAAAUAUUGAGUAACAUUUGUGUGUUCGGAUAUCCAUCACUAGUUACCCUGUAAAAAAAAAGGAUUAAGGAUUGUCAAUAUUCCAUUUCUGGGUAUAAAUGAAAAAAGAAAUUUAUGGAUACUAGGGACUAGGCAAUGGAUUGAAGGAGUAUGAAUACUCUUGAGUCUUUAAAACGUUGAAUAGUUAAUGUAUGUGUUCAGUGAGAAUUAGUUUUAAUAUCUUGAUAUUAUUUAGUAUAGCGAUAUGGUAUCAUGUUAGUAUUAGGUUGCUGUCAGUCCUUUAACACGCGAACUUCAGAAUAUUUGCAUACAGAAAUAUGUUUACAGUGUGGGGCGAAUCUUGUUCAUUCAUACAAUUUAUUAACAUUGUUUUCUUGUAAUAAUUGUAUAACGACACUAACCGGCAUUGCUUGAAUAAGUAUUAAGAUUGUAUUGUGUAUAUUUUGAUUUUUGUGAUCAUUUAUUUUCAAUGUAAAGCGAGGGAUAUCAUGAAAAAUUAUUAGUAAUCAAAAACUUUGAGAUAUUAUUUUAUUUAGAUGUUUUCUUUCUUUAAUAUCUCAUUAAUAGGCCUAAACCUUUCUAUAGAUUAAGCCCGUAGUUGAUACAGGUCUUAGUAUACUUUUGAAAUAUUUUACUAAUGGAUAUUCAAGUGUUUUAAAUUUUACAAAGACGAUGUCGCUAAGCACCAUCACCUGUGCCAAAAACAUGUAAAUAUUUUCCGUGAUAAAUUAGUAUUCUAUUGAAUAUUUGUAACCAAUCAUUUGUAUCUUGCUACUUAUAUUUUUGUGACUCUAUAUUUUAUUAGUGGCAAUACCGUAACAACAUUUUUUUGCGCUGGUAACUUCGGAGCUGAAAUGACAGUUCCUUUUCCACAGACUAUAAAAACUACUUACUGUAAAAAAAUUAUGACAUGAAUUGAAAUAAACCCACUAAUAAAAUAAAGGAGCGAUCACUUCUCACAUUAUACUACUUUGCACCGUAUCCAAUUAUGUAAACAAAUAAUAAAAGCACCAUUUUAGUAACUUAUAAUCGUACACUGUUAUUUUAUUCCAAAGUUAUUGUAAUCGUUGUUUAAAGUUUAGUUUGAUUAAACAAUAAACUAUCUCUUCGGAUAUACUGCCACCAUAAAUAUUUUAAGGUUUCCUUUACCAUAAAUUAGACUUUAAACAACGAUAAGUGUCAAGUUUGAACGAAUAUUACUCAAGAAAUGCUUGUAUUGUUAAAUUAUCUAUAUUUGCAAUGCUUCAUUGAAUUUUUAAACUACACUGCAACUAUUUCUGUGAUAUAUCAUCCUUCACAAGCAUAGAAGAGUUGCUUAGAACUAACAGUUAUUUUAAUAAUACGACAAUCUCAAUUGACAUCUCACAAAAACUUCAUUGUUAAUUUUUAGAAAAAACAUGUGCCAAAAAUGUUCUUGUUUCAUCAAUUUAUUUUACACACAUGUCUUUAAAACCUAAGCAACUCUCCUUUGCGCGAUUUAGAGGUCUAUUCGAAUUGGCGCGAUAUAAGUAGUGAACUUUUGGUAGAGAGAAUGACAUUGAAAAGCGCGCGAAUUUUGACAAGGGCCGCCAUGUUUGAAAAGACCUAUUUUUAAUGUAAAGUGCACUUUCAAUUUCCGUUAGUCUACCAUCGUCGCCUCUCACUAGAAUUAAUUAAUAAUAUUAUUAAAGUUUUGAAUUUUAACCAAUUUGCGAUGAUAAAAUAUGGUUGUGUGCGGAUACGGCUACCAAAGUACGAUAUACUUUAUAUCUGCACGCAAUCAUGGUUUAUGAGAUUUUAUUGCAUAUUCUAUUAUUAAUAUCGAUAGUGUAGUAACAGUAUUUCGAUUUGUAGUAUUAAAUUUGUCAUUUUCAAGGAUUUUUGGGGCAUGUAGCCAUGUGUUGGGGAGUGUGGCCACGUGGGGCAUACAGCCGCGAUGGCCUCUCUCAGUAGAUCUGUGACUGGGAUCUCUGGUUGUUUGUAUGGAUUUUCUCGGAGGUGAAUGUCGAUUGUACUCAACAAUAUAAAUUUCUAAUCCAUUAGAUUU